CAGCAGGACUGUUGGGCGGUUCGUGCACAAGAACUCACGCGGAAGCACGUUUAGAAACAAACACGACGUUACGCGCACGGGAACGUGACCGACCCCUCCUGUUGGUGUGAAUGCGCACACCCGAGAGGAGAGUUUUCUGCUGGAUCUUUGAAGCAGCUCCGUUAUUUUAGUUUGAACCCCAGAUCGAUGGUUUGGACUCAACUUUGAGAAGAACUUUUCGCGCACGCGCACACUUUAAGGACAGCGGCAGUCAUGGAGGAGAGCAGUGAGGAGGAGACCUGCAGCAUGCUGCCCAACCUUCUCCCUCUCAGCAGCGACAUUCGAACUCGCAUGGAGCAGUUUGUGCAGGAUCGCUUGGAGGCCAACAUGUGGGUGUCCGUGCUGCUGGGCGCCGUGGCAACCGUCUCUGUCGUUGGACUGGUCGUGCUUCUCCUCUACAGAAGAUACAAGCUGUCAAAGGAGGAGGCCGGCGCCCCACACUAUCGCUUCAGGAAGAGAGACAAGGUGAUGUUCUACGGUCGAAAGAUCAUGAGGAAGGUUCAGACGUUGUCCACAACUCCAGCUUCCAGAACCAGGAAGAGAACCAAAGUUCUGUCCAUCGCUCGCAAGAUCAUGAGAAUCAGGAAGGAGCCCCCCACCCUGCAGCCCAAAGAGCCUCCCCCCAGCCUGCUGGAAGCCGACCUGACUGAGUUUGAUGUGCAGAACUCCCAUCUCCCCUCUGAGGUGUUGUACAUGCUGAAGAACGUCAGGGUGUUAGGACACUUUGAAAAGCCGCUCUUUCUGGAGCUGUGCCGCCACAUGGUGCUGAUGCAGCUGCACCAGGGACAGGGACUCUUUCAACCCGGUGACACCGACGACAGCAUCUACGUGGUCCAAGACGGGCGCCUGGAGCUGUGCAUCCACGAGAGUGAUGGGACGGAAGCCGUGGUGAAGGAGGUGUUACCGGGCGACAGCGUGCACAGUCUGCUCAGCAUCCUUGACAUCAUCACUGGCCACCCGGCGCCGUACAAAACAGUGUCUGCCAAGGCGGCGGUCCACUCCACAGUGCUGCGCCUUCCCGCCAUGGCGUUCCAGGCCGUCUUUGAGAAGUACCCAGAGACUCUCGUUCGGGUCAUCCAGAUAAUAAUGGUGCGUCUGCAGAGAGUGACCUUCCUGGCCUUACACAACUACCUGGGCCUGACCACGGAGCUCUUUAACCCGAGAAAUCAGGGCAGGAGGUGGUCGCUCUUCAACAAGGAAAGUUUAGCCAUCUCUUUGGCAAAUGUGGCAAACGUCGUGGGAGAAGGCCAUCCACACCCGCUCAAAGCUGUCCGUCGGCAGCACUCUCAUUCUGACGACGCCGGCUCUGAGAAGUCUGACACAGAGAAGUCCAGCCAGUCAGACUCUUCUGUGUCAAAGUACAGGAAAUCCCGCUCCCUCUCCAACCCAACUGUUUUAGCAAGUGAAGCGUCGAUCAACACUAACAGAGAACAUUUCCAGACUAAUUUUAGAGACGAGGGUCUCUCUCAAAGUCCUGUGAAGUCUAUUCUGAAGAAGAGCGUGACAAUGCAGCCUGCCCCGUCUGCAGUUUACCAUUACAGUGACACCAUCGCAGAAAUCCCGCCCCACAAUAAAGUUAACGCCAUUUUUCAAGCUGCCAAAAAGGACCUGCUGCAGGUCAUCCAACUGCAGGACCCCAGCCUGCUGGAAGGAAGAGUGACUCUGCGACAGGUCAAAGCAGGAACUGUGGUGGCUCAACAAGGAGACCAGGACGUGAGCGUGGAGUUUGUCAUCUCGGGCGUCCUGCACGUCUAUCAACGCAAGAUCGACCGGGAGGACGAGUGCCUGCUGUUUGUCACCCACCCCGGAGAGAUGGUGGGUCACCUGGCAGUUCUGACAGGCGAGCCGCUCAUCUUUUCGGUGCGAGCGCAGAGAGAUUGCACCUUCCUGUCCAUAUCCAAGGCCCACUUUUACGAGAUCAUGCGGGAGGAGCCGAGGAUGGUGCUGAACGUGGCUCACACGGUGGUGAGGAGGAUGUCCCCGUUCGUCCGGCAGACGGACUUCGCUCUGGACUGGAUGGCUGUGGAGGCGGGCCGGGCUGUCUACAGACAAGGAGACAAGUCAGACAGCACCUUUAUCGUGCUCAGUGGUCGGCUGCGCUCUGUCAUCACAAAGAAUGAUGGGAAAAAGGAGCUGGCCGGGGAGUAUGGGCGCGGGGAUCUGAUUGGCGUGGUUGAGGCGCUGACACACCUGAACCGAGCCACAACCGUCCACGCCGUCAGGGACUCGGAGCUUGCCAAGCUGCCCGAGGGAACCCUGAACUGCAUCAAGAGGAGGUUCCCCCAGGUGGUCACCAGGCUGAUCCACGUGCUGGGGGAGAAGAUCCUGGGUAACAUGCAGCAGGUCAACGGACCGCUGACAGGUCGUAGUCUGGCCCUGCACACCCCCAGCACCAAGUGGGACAGUGGGAACCCAGACUCCAACCUGUGCACCGUUGCCAUCCUGCCCGUGUCUGACGAGGUCCCCCUCACUGCCUUUACUCUGGAGCUGCAGCACGCUCUCAGCGGCAUCGGCCCCACUUUACUGCUGACCAGUGACAUCAUCAAACAGAGACUGGGCUCGGCGGCGCUGGACAGCGUCCAUGAGUACCGUCUGUCCAGCUGGCUCGGCCAGCAAGAGGACAUCCAUCGCAUCGUCCUGUACCAGUCUGACUCCAACCUCACCCCCUGGACCCAGCGCUGCAUCCGCCAGGCGGACUGCAUCGUCAUCGUUGGGCUGGGUGAGCAGGAGCCCACUCUUGGAGAGCUCGAGCGAAUGCUGGAGAGCAGUUCGGUCCGAGCUCAGAAGCAGCUGGUGCUGCUGCACAGGGAGGACGGCCCGCCUCCCAGCGGGACAGCCGAGUGGUUGAACAUGCGCAGCUGGAUCUCCAGGCACCAUCACCUGUCCUGUCCUCGCAGGGUCUUUUCCAGGAGAAGUUUACCCAAACUGAGGGAGCUCUACCAGCGAGUAUUUGAGAAGUCUCCGGAUUGUCACUCCGACUUCUCGCGCCUCGCCAGGAUCCUGACGGGAAACAGCAUCGCCUUGGUGCUCGGAGGAGGCGGGGCCAGGGGCUGCUCUCAGGUCGGGGUAGUGCGGGCGCUUAGGGAGGGCGGCAUUCCCAUCGACAUGGUGGGCGGGACCUCCAUCGGCGCUUUUAUGGGAGCUCUCUACGCAGAGGAGAAGAGCAUCAGCCGAAUGAGGGUCCGGGCUCGAGAGUGGGCCAUGAACAUGACCUCACAUUUCAAGAGGAUCCUGGACCUGACCUACCCCGUUACCUCCAUGUUUACUGGAGCUGCCUUUAACUACAGCAUCAGCUCCGUCUUCAGUGACCGGCAGAUGUGGUCACGUGUCCCAACGCCUCCUUCACGGAUCUGGCAGAGAUCGUGUCGAGGAUCGAGCCCGUGAAGAACGCCGCCGUUAGUGAGGACAUCUCUGACGAGUAUCAGACGGACUACGACGAAGAGGCCGUGGAGAGCGCUCUGUCUGACUUUGAGGCCUUCACCCCCGGCAGUGAGCACACAGAGGGGGAGGACACGGCUGAGACUGAUGAAGAACUUCCAGCUCAGCACCAGCUUAAGGGCGCUCCUCAAAGAACUCACCUGUGAUUGUGACUCUGAUGACUCCGCCCCCUGCAGGAUGAAAGCAGUGUCGUGGCCGCUGACUGAUCUCACUUUUGCACUUCAAGCUGCUCUCAUGAAGGAGCGUGUACGGAAUGAUCGCAGCGUUUCAGUAGAACUCGUCUGGACUUCCCAGCAGGAAGGCUUCAGGAUCGGCUCUCGCCCAUCCCCGCAGUGCCUUGCUGCUUCACACUGACUGAAAGUGGAGGCCAAACCCCAGUUCCUGGAAUAAAAGCUUCACGGAUCAAAGCUGCUUCAGCUCUGAGUUCAAACAGAGCCUUUGUUUCAGCUGAGACUUCACUCAGAGCUGGAACUCAUCCGAGCUUCGGCUUUUCUUUGAAGACAUCCGAGCUCUGCUCUGACUGUAGAACAUGUAGUCCGUGUGUUGGACUUCCUUUUCAUGGAGGAAGCUCCUGACCUUCAUGUGACCUUCACAGCAGAAGCAUGCACCAGUCCUGAGUGAACCGCCUGCUGUGGAUUGACACUAACUCCCGCCUUAGCUUUGAGUGUGUCCGAGUCUGUAGGUUUGGUGGAGCUGUGCCUUUUUUCUGUGUGUGCCGCUCAUCUAACCCCAAACCCUCCUAAUGACUGAAGAUAAACAUUGAAUCUUUCAGUCGAUCAAUAAUGGUUCUUUUUCUCCGUAUUUUAUAAUUAUAUUGGUUGUAACUGC
Oryzias melastigma (Indian medaka) is the source of this 4305-nucleotide messenger RNA. RefSeq names its product patatin-like phospholipase domain-containing protein 7. Lineage: Eukaryota; Metazoa; Chordata; Actinopteri; Beloniformes; Adrianichthyidae. The record is from RefSeq and is a predicted model, not a curated record. Gene Ontology annotation, molecular function: phosphatidylcholine lysophospholipase A1 activity. Gene Ontology annotation, biological process: lipid metabolic process. Gene Ontology annotation, cellular component: endoplasmic reticulum.